GAACGUUACGUCCUCGAUGUGCGUCACACAAAGGACAGACUGAAAGGAAGCAGCCAUGUUGAGCCAGCUCUUAAUAUCUCGCUUUUAAUAACGUUGCAGUUAAUUCACUGACAAAAGUGGACUUAUAUCGAAACUCGGACGAAUUCUAAACCAUACCAAAAUGUCUACGGAUGAUUUUCAGACGAAGUACUCCUCCGUCAUGGAGGGGAUGCUGAAGGGUGCUAUCGCCGAGACCACGAAACUUUUCGAAACUAUGGUCGACGAUCUGAAGGCAGAAAUAUCUAAAAUCAAGAAGGAGAACGAGGACCUUAAAACAAAAUGCAGCCAGUUUGAGAAUGAGAGAAACCAACCCACUGUUGACACCAGAGAAAGUGAGCCUCCUCCAGGGCCAAGCGACGGGUCUGAGAAACGUGACAGAGCGGUUCAGUGUGACCUGGCUCCUGUCCGCACGGUGCUGGUGGAGCAAUGUCAACCAUUGAGGCACUCAUCAUUGCAAAAUCAAGAGCAACAAUGCCGUUAUGAGGAGAUAGAGUACUACAGUUUGCAGGACCACAACUACGGAGAGCCGAAUACUCAAAGGCCCUUUAUACUUGUCAAACAAGAAGUGUGUGUUAAACAAGAGCACACUUAUGAUGAUUCUCCUAUGCAGUCUGUCCUGGUGCAGGAGAAAGUUGAGCCCACUGAUGACGCAGGUUCACCGUGGGCCUCUGCUUGUGGAGCUGAGAAUGAAGGGCCUCGCAUUAAGGAGGUGUGUUCAAUUGGAGAAAUGCCGUUACAUCUAAAAGAUGAAGAGGACCAAGUGGCCCUCGAAUUACCCUGUUUGGGAAUGGAUAGCGAAGGAGCCCAGUACCAAUCGUCUGGAUUAGAGCAUUCACUAGUCACCUCACUCGCUGCAAUAAAAGACAAUAUGGAAGAAGAGUCUCAAGUCAGUCAGAAGAUAUCAGAAACACAUGGAGAACCCAUUCCAUUGGAAAAACGCCCAUUGGAGGUUGCUCAGCAUCAACCAGAGGUUGAACCUCUUGAAAAAGAGCAACCAUCAGUGGUCCCCCAACUGUGUCAAAGAGCGAAAGACAAAACAUCAGUUAAUAGACAGGCUGAUGUUGCUCUGCAACCAUAUGCAGAUGUGCAAUCUACAAACGAACGGUUGGCACAACCUACACAACUCAAAAAAGGAGAAGCAUGUGGAGAAUUAAAAAGUGGUGUGGCAGUUGGUGAGUCAAGUCCCCAGCCUGAGUUGCCUGUACGACGUAGAAGAGGGCGGCCACCAAAGAAAGCCAAAUGUCUGAAUCAGCCUGUGAAAGAAGUUGGUUCUCCGCCUGUUUCACUAGAAUCGUCAAGUAGAAGAAGUUAUUUAAGUAGAAGAUGUUCCUCUACAAAUGAAAAACCAUCCGAAUCUCAACAACCUUCCGUGGAAAUUAAAGAACAGGCAGUUCAGGCUCCAUCCACUGAGGGUCAGCCCAGAGGACGCUGCAGCUCUGUAACUCUUCAGGAUGCACUGCUAUUAGUUGAAGCCAUGAAUCAGUCAACGGUAGAAAAUACAUUCUCCUCUCCACAAAUAAUGGCAGCCCCACCUCAAACCCAGUGUUCCCCCAGUAUUGGUACCUUACAAACUGUGGAUGAGGUCCCAGCUGAGCCACAGACACCGCCAUGUCCUGAUGAAACUCAUGAAGUUGCAGGCAAUCUGCCAAUAACAGAGGUGUCCACAACGACAGUGGAUGAGGUCCCAGCUGAGCCACAGACACCACCGUUUCCUGUUGCAACUCAUGAAGCUGCAGGGAAUUUGGUCGUAACAGAGGCGUCCACGACAACACAAUCGACAAUAGAGAAACUUGGUGCUGCUCCCGCUGCUGAAGAUGCUACCCUAACCAAUAAAGCUCAGACCCACAUCAAGGCUGUCAUACCAAAACAACAACAUACGGUCACUCCAUCCAAUGCUACUACAUCUUCAAUGCCCUCAUCAACUGCUGCUGUUCAUACACGUAUGCAGUCACAUCAGCAGCACCCUCCCCUUCCUCUGAUUACAUCGGUAGCAGCCAGCAAACAGGGUAAGGCAGUGUCUCAUAAAAUAACUGCCAUGCCAAAAUCAGUAUCCUCAUUAAUACCUCAUAAAAUAGCAGCACUGUUUCCAACCCAGCUUCCUAUUGUUUUGUCAACUUCACUUCCGCACUCCACGACUGCAGGUCUGCCUCUCAGAAGACUUUCCCUAGCCUCUGAUCCUCAGAAAACAACACACCCUAUGUCCAGUAAAAUGCUUCCUGUUGUCCCUUCACAGUCGACCGCCACCUCAACAGACCCACAGUCAGGAACUCUACCACAACCAAAAAUAACAAUUGUAAUUCCGAGACAGAUGUCAGCUGUGGCGUCAAAGAAACACCAGUCACAGAGCAUUGUUCUGACAACCAAGCAGGACUCAGCCAAAUCAUCUGCUCCUGUUACAGUGUCAUUGUCACAGUUGUCAUCUCCUUCAUCACAGGAGUUAAGCAUUUCUGCGGACACACAAAGCGCUUCAGAUAAAGUGGGCACAAAACUGGACGGAAUGCUCAACUUGGAAUCUCCCAAACAAAUUGACGCUGGUUCUGAAACAAUAAAUGCACUUACAGAAACCCGUUCUAGUUUAAACAAGUCAGUGGGGCUAUUGCCAGCUGAACCCACGACUUUUGAGAAAAAACUCACUGCCGUGGUCCGAUUAACCAGGCUCCCAUUUCCAGUAUCACCCAAAGAAGCAGUUUUAGUCUCAAGACUGCUUACGGAUGGGUCUUCUAAAACCCAAAGCAAAAAAGAUACCACACAAAAGAAACCAUCAUCUGUGGUCAUAUCAACACAGCCAGCAAAGGCACUUGCAUUAUCCACUGAUAUUUGUCCCAAUGUAAAAGAAACUUCCGUUACUCUGUCUGCAAAUACCUCUGAGAUGUCAGAGAAGCCAAAUGAUAUUCAAAAGAAGGCACCCUUGUCCUCAAACGACACCAUUUUGGAAGAGUCAUCCGACAGCGCGUAUGUGCAGCCAUCUACACCAUCCAACGUGUCUGCAACCGUUUUAAAGAACUCAACUAUAGCCAUCAACACGACGGAGCCUCCAGCUGUAUCUGGUACAGCUGGCGAACCUACUUUUAAUAUUGAUGAGGAAAUAUUAGAAGACUGUGCAUUACCUACUGACCCACCUGUAGAAGAGAAAGAAUCAUCUCCAGUUAUACGUCUUAUCUCCAUCACCACCAAGGAAACGCCUGAGCCUCAAUUACAAAUGACUCAAGCCCAGUUCCUGGCACAGCUGAGAGUGUCGCCUGUUAUGCAAGAACCAAAACAGGCCUCCUCUGAUGACCAUGUAGAUCCCACCAGCUCCAGUGACAAAAAAAGGUUACAAAGAAAAGGCAUUGUAGCCAAACUCCGAAGUCAUUUCAAACCUCACUUGCAAGCAAGAAGAACAAUAACGAAUCCAGAACCACACAGAGAAUUGGAGACCCACACUGUAAACAACAAGAAACGGAGAUUGGAAAAAGACAGUCCAAAUGUUAAAAACACAUCUAGAGAAUCUAUUCGCCUCAGUUCAAAAAACUCAGGAGCAGUUGAAGAUGUUACAACUCCAGAAAAGACAACGAAUGAUUCCGCUUCUAUUAGUCCUAGGAGAUCUGGACUAUCUAGAGCAGGUGUUGGACCCAAGAGGACUGGUAGAGAACCAAUUUCUGUCAGUUCUAGGAGGUAUAAGGCUACUAGAAAACCCACUCGUGUGAGUCCCAGGAGGUCUAGCUCAAUAGAAGAAAGUGCUAACUCUAAAAACACCAAGUCCACUUUGUUGAGACCUAGGAGAUCUAGCUUAAUUCAAGAAAGUGCUAGCUCUAAAAUCACCAAAUCCACUUCGGUGAGUCCAAGGAGGUCUAGCUCAAACAAAGAAAGUGCUAGUUCUGAAAAGACAAAAUCCACUUAUGUGAGUCCUAGAAGGUCUAGCUCCAUAAAAGAAAGUACUAGCUCUGAAAAGACACAAUCCACUUCUGUGAGUCCAAGGAGGUCUAGCUCAAUUAAGGCAAAAGCUAGCUCUGAAAAGACUAAAUCCACUUCGGUGAGUCCUAGAAGGUCUAGCUCAAUUAAGGAAAAAGCUAGCUCUGAAAAGACAAAAUCCACUUCGGUGAGUCCUAGGAGGUCUAGCUCAAUUAAGGAAAAAGCUAGCUCUGAAAAGACUAAAUCCACUUCGGUGAGUCCUAGAAGGUCUAGCUCAAGUAACGAAAGUGUCAACUCUGAAAGUGCUAGCCCUAUAAAGACAAAAUCCAGUUUAGUGAGUCCUAGGAGGUCUAGCUUGAUUGAAGAAGGUGCUAGCUCUGAAAAGACUAAAUUUACUUUGGAGAGUCCUAGGAGGUCUAGCUCAAGUGAAAAAAGUGCUAGCUCUGAAAAGACUAAAUCCACUCCUGUGAGUCCUAGGAGGUCUAGCUUAAUUCAAGAAAAUGCUAGCUCUAAAAACACCAAACCCACAUCAGUGAGUCCUAGGAGGUCUAGCUCAAUUGAGGAAAGUGUUAAAACCACUUCUGUGAUCCUUAAGAGGUGUGAAAUUGGUACUACCCCUAAAUUGCCUACCAAUGGAACAAAUGUAUUCUGCCGUAGGAAGUGUACCCUCACUAAAGAUGGUUCUAGCAGUCAACGGGGCAAAAGGGAGGCUAAUUCUUUCAGUCCUAGGUAUAGCAUGACUACAAAUGAUGCUAGUACCAAAAACAAGAAGAGCGAUACCGGUUCCCCAAGUGUUAGGUGGCCUAAACUGGUGAAAGGUGGUUUCAGUCCUGGUAGGACAGGGGAAUCCACUCCUGCUAAGAAACCCAGAUUAAUUGAAGAUGGUCCUGGUCCUCAAAAGAAUUUAAGAGUGGCGAAUGCUAAGAAGUUGGCUAAAGCAGCAAAAGCCAAAACCAUAGCAAAAAUGAAAAAUGCUAGUCAAUCGCAAUUGCAGAAUGGAGCUGAAACAAACCUGUCAGCAGAGAACCGUGCUAGCUGCGAGACUGUGAAAAAAAUUAAAGUUAAAGGUGUGUGGAUUCCUCCGAAAAUGACAGUCAUUGAUACGCCUCCGGCAGAAAAAAAGAAAGAGGCAGGAUCCCAGGAUCAGACAUUAGUUUCCCCCCCAAGUGUUUCUCGCUUCCCUAUGCCUGUCAGAGCACCACCUAUUGUAUCACCGUUACAGCCUUUAUCAGUCAUUGGUAGACGUCUGCUCAAGAACCAGUGUGGGGAGUGCGGACGUGUCCUCAGCAGCGUUGCCGCCCUGGAAAGCCACGUCAGUCUCCACAAAGGUCGUCGGCCUUUCUCAUGCACGCUCUGUGGGAAGAACUUCCCAGACUCAAAAUGUCUUAAACGGCAUGGCCGGGUGCACCGCAAUGGUAGGAUCCAUAUCUGUCAGAAGUGCGGGAAGGGCUUUGUCUACAGUUUUGGCCUCACCAAACACCUCCAGAUGGUGCACAGCAAGAUUAAACCUUUCAUCUGCCAGAUCUGCAACAAGGGUUUCCUCACAAAACGAGAUGUGGAAGCCCACAUACGAAUCCACACUGGAGAGAAACCAUUCCAUUGUGACCUCUGUGGAAGGACAUUUACAAGGAGGGUAGAACUCAACGUGCAUUUAAGGUGGCAUAAUGGAGAGAAGAGGCACUGGUGCCCAUACUGUGGGAAAGGAUUUUUAGACUUUAAUAACCUGAAAAGGCACAAAUAUACCCACACGGGGGAGAAACCACAUGCCUGCCCACACUGCCCCAAGCACUUCUCGCAGUCAGGCCACGUGAAAAAGCAUGUUAAAAAUGUACAUAAAAUCCAAUGAGAGAUGGACAUUCAAGAUGCAUCCCUGCUCCACUGAGAAUGUUGAUGACUUUUUAUAUUGACAGAUACAAAGCUGUGUGAUGUUAGAGAACUUGGUGCGAAAGGGAUCAGUUCAGUUUUAUUCUUUUGGUGCAAUGGGUUUGUAAACCAAUGUGUGUGUAUGGAGCUGGAGCAAGGAGGGGAUUAGCGAAGCGUAAGAGAAGUGAACGCAGCACAUCUAAAGCAUUUGAAUUGUUAACUGCGUACAGAUUAAACAAAUAAGAUAGGACAUGCAUUUAAUUAAUUAAAGAGCUUCAGAGACUUUGGACAGAGCCAGGCUUGCUAUUUCCCUCUGCUCCCAGUCUUUAUGCUAAGAUGAACUGUCUCCAGGCUCCAGAUCCAUAUUUUAUGCACAGCUGUGAGAGUGGUAACUCUCUGCAGGUAAACAAAUAAGCGCAUUUCCCAAAAUGUUAAACCUUUUAUCGUUAUGAAGAUUACUUUUUUUAGAGCACUAUGUGCUUUUCACAGGGUAGAGAAAAGUGAAGCAUGCAUGACGUGUUCUGACAAUAUCUUCGACCUUGGUUGGUUUCUAAGAUUACACACAUAAAAGUGGCAUUUCGCUUAUUUCAAUUAAUAAUUCAUUUCUGAUUGGUUAGAUCACCUGUGAACCAAUAUUAAAACAUUUUGUAUUUCUUGAAGCAUUAUGAAACAAAUCGUAGCGAUACAAUGAGGAAUUCAGUUUAUUUGAACAAGUUUUGUUGUGUACACAGCCCCAAGAUGGCGUAGAUAUUGUAAUGUUAUUGGAAAAAAUGCAAAGGUAAAUUAACAUUAACCUCAAGUAGCCUUUAUCAUGUACAUGAAACAUCUGUUUUAGACAUACAAAGAUCAUGUAAAAACAUUUUUACUAUCGUACAUGUUCUUCCAUUGGUUUUAUCACAACUAUUCACAAUGGAAUCGAGUUUGACCGUUUUUGCAGUUCAGUUAAUCCCCGAAAAAUCAAUGAAUGUAACCUCAUGGCCGUCGCAGCUCGGGAUAAGCAAAAUGUUUUAUUGUUAAAAGUUAAUAAAUUUUUUUAUUCGAGCAGACACCCCCCAGUUGACGCCGCCAUGAAGAAAUCUACUUCUGUUAACUUUAAUUUUCCCGUCAUGUUUGGUCUAAACAUACCAAGAGGAUGUGUCUACAGGCUCUAUUACAAAAGACUGGCUAAAUGGCAUUGCUUUGCUAAAUCCUUCUGGUUUUUUUUCUUAAAGAGACGGUUGAAGCUUGUUUUCCAUUUUCUGUGUUCAGUGCUAACAACAUUUAGACCACUGUUAGACAAAGUUGACCCAUCCAUUUAGAAUUCUAACCCUCAUUUCAUUGUUCAAAUUCUGAAUUUACACCGUUUUCAUUGCCAUCGAAUGAAGAUGUACAGUAUAUGUUCUUGGUCCUGUCAUUUAAGAAAACAGGUAAUAAAUGUUGAGUUGUCAACCUAA
Sander lucioperca (pikeperch) is the source of this 7226-nucleotide messenger RNA. Its product is annotated as mucin-17. The record is from RefSeq and is a predicted model, not a curated record. Gene Ontology annotation, molecular function: RNA polymerase II cis-regulatory region sequence-specific DNA binding; DNA-binding transcription activator activity, RNA polymerase II-specific; DNA-binding transcription repressor activity, RNA polymerase II-specific. The transcript is spliced from 5 exons. Gene Ontology annotation, biological process: negative regulation of transcription by RNA polymerase II. NCBI's taxonomy places the organism in Eukaryota, Metazoa, Chordata, Actinopteri, Perciformes, Percidae. Gene Ontology annotation, cellular component: transcription regulator complex; PcG protein complex; nucleus. The coding region runs from base 161 to 5776 and encodes 1871 amino acids.